Molecule: messenger RNA, 2358 nt
Organism: Medicago truncatula (barrel medic)
Lineage: Eukaryota; Viridiplantae; Streptophyta; Magnoliopsida; Fabales; Fabaceae
Product: importin subunit beta-1
Exons: 10
Coding region: 254-2026 (590 amino acids)
Biological process (GO): protein import into nucleus
Molecular function (GO): GTP binding; GTPase activity
Source: RefSeq, a predicted model, not a curated record
ACAAAAAGAAGAUGAGAAAAGAAAGGAAGAAGAAAACGCGUGAAAGGAGAAGAGAAAGCGGGAAGAAAUGGGUUUAGUUAGGGUUUCAACUUCAACCCUAACCUUCUGAUUCCUCUUGUUUAUGAUUCCGACCACCAUCCUCUUCUGAUUCCGAUCACCAUCCUCUUCUUUCUCUUCGAUUUUGGUUCUUCUCCGUUCACGAUUUAUUUGUCUGAUUUCGACCCAUUCUGAGUUUGCCUUUUCAGUUGAAGAGAUGGAUUUCAACCAUAUUACGGAUUCUUUAAGAUCGAAUAUUAGUCAAAUGCAGAAUGGUCAUUCCAGUAUGCAAGGAAUAAUUGAAACACUUGGUGGUUUAAUUUGUCAAAAUCUUCCCACAGUUCACCAUUACCAAAUUUUGCCUGCACUCUUCAAGGGAGUGGACUGUUUAAAUGAAAGUGAUUCCGUUAGAUUGGCUUCUUUACAGGCCAUUAAUAAUACAAUAACUUUUGCCCCAACUUUUGCCUCAACAGAUGUGGUUACCGGUCAUUGUAAUGUGAUAAUGAAAAUUCUUUAUGAAGCAACUUUUUCACCUGAUAUAAAGAUCCGACAAGAAGCGUUCGGCUGCUUGGGUACUAUUGCAAAUAAAUACUAUGGAAGUUUGGGUGAAUGCAAUGAUGCUUUAAUGAAAGUCACAUUCAAAGCCAUAAUCAAAGCCAUGAAAAAUGAUGUGGAGCCUGUUGCAGUUAAAGCUAUUGAGUUUUGGCAAUUCAUUUCUGUUAAUGAACUUAACAUUGAAUUAGGACAUGGUCUGUCGGCCACUCAAUCACGUGGUCUUGUAAAGAGUGCACAUAUGACACUUGUUGAUGCUUUGUUGAAAACUCUUAAGAGACAGAAUGAUUCUUUGAGCAUUAGAAAGGCUGGAGUUAACUGUUUGUCCUUCGUUUUACAAUUAUGUGGCAAAGAGACCUUGAAACUAGUACACCCAUUUAUGAUUGAGAAUACAAAAAUAAAAGGUUUGCAGUUUUUGGACGCCGCUAUGAAUGCUUUUUGUUCUGUUCUGUUGGCUGCAAAUUCAAAUGAAUCUAUUCUUAAACCAGAUGAUGUUAUUGCAGAUGCAAUUAAAUGUUUGGAUUUCAUUUUACAUUCCUUAAUACACAGCGAACAUGAUAUUUUGAAGGAGACUUUUGCAAACUGUCUUUUUCAGAUUAUCAAGCUUUCAAUUCCACUCUUGUAUAUGGGUAAGCUUGUCCAGAUUAUCACUCAAGAGAAUUUCCCAUCUAUCGUUCAUGCACUAUGUGGGAGUAUGGAGUUUGUUCCGAGUGUUGCUUGUGUGUCCUUUGUUGCUAUGGAGACUUUGGCCAUCGGUUUUAAUUUUGUUGGAAAGGAAAAUUGCCGGUGUCCAUGGACAUCAAGUGGCACCUCAUCCACAGAACAUGCAUGUUUAUUUUGGCAGAGUGUUCAAGCCCUUCUUAUUGCAACUCUCAGACAGGACAUUACAGACCCCAUGAGAAAAACAGCAUAUCAUGCUCUGAGCAAAUUAGUGUUGUGCUCUACAUAUGAUGACCUUUUCAUCAUGGGUUGCAGAGGUGUGGGAAAAACUAGUUUGAUAUCGGGUUUUUUAAAGGAUUUAUCAGCAACUAGCUCUAUCACCACCACUGGAUAUGAUUUCAAGAUCAAAACCACUGAUUCAAUUAAGUUGCAAAUAUGGGGUGCAGCUGAUCCGUAUGUUUACGAAGCCGUUAGAAAAGAGCGUGAUCAUAGAUCUGUGGUUAUGGUGCUAGUUUAUGACAUUACUGACAGAGAUUCUUUUAACAGUGUUCGGGAUUUCAUUCAGGGUCCUCUUGGAAAAACUUGUAUUAAUGUAAUACUUGUCGGAAACAAAUAUGAUGCUAAACAAAAGGCUGUAGAUUCCAGCGAGGGUAAAGAAUUGGCUGAUGGGCAUAAUAUCCCUUUCUUUGAAACUAGUACGAUCACAGGCAUCAAGGUGGGUGAAGUUUUCAAUUAUAUUCUAGAAGUAAUCAAGCAGGGCUCUUCACGGAGGCCUUAACCAACAAGAUCAGGUAGCCAAGUGAGGACAACUUUAGUUUCACUAGAUUAUUAAUGGAGCCACUCAAUGAUUGAUGAAAAUAUUCAACAUUGCAGACCUUCCAAGCAUAAAUGUCUUUUUUGAGUUGUUUGAAAAUUGGAAGAUGUAUCUAUUUUGCAAUUCAGUGUUCAUACUGAUUUACUAUUAAGUUAGUUGUUAUUUUGUGUAGCUAUUAUGUAGUUAGAAGCAGUUGUAAUGAAUGAAAGAAACUCAAAUUCAUGAAGUUCCAAAAGUUACAAAGAUUCCAUGAGUGGUUCUCAUGCCAUUUCAACAAUACAAAAGUACAUUGGAAA